AUGAAACACGCUUAUACCAUUUUGGCCGAUGAUGCAGCUAUUGAAAAGCCGUUGUUGGAUGACAGAUCUUAUCGAUUCCUCAAGUUGGAAGCCAACAACUUACACGUUUUGGUUAUCAAUGACCCAACCACAGACCGUUCAGCCGCUUCGCUAGAUGUCAAUGUUGGUUCUUUUGCUGAUAAGAAAUACACUGUGCCGGGCUUAGCUCAUUUCUGUGAACACUUGCUUUUCAUGGGAACGGCAAAGUAUCCCGAGGAGAAUGAGUACUCGAGCUACUUAUCGAAGCACUCAGGCUACUCCAAUGCAUACACGGCAGCAGAACAUACCAACUACUACUUUGAGGUCAGUUCUGACUACUUGGAGGGAGCAUUGGACCGCUUUGCCCAGUUCUUUAUCUCGCCAUUGUUCAGCAAGAGUUGCAAGGAUAGAGAGAUCAAGGCUGUUGACUCCGAAAACAAGAAGAACUUGCAAAAUGAUCACUGGAGAAUGUAUCAGCUUGAUAAACUGACAAGUAACACUGACCAUCCCUACAAUGGGUUCUCCACUGGAAACUAUCAGACUUUGCAUGAAGAGCCUGAGUCACGGGGUCUUAAUGUACGUGAUGUAUUGCUUGAAUUUUAUAAGGAGCAGUACUCGUCCAACCUCAUGAGUUUGGUUGUUCUCGGGAAGGAGUCUUUAGACGAUCUAACCCAGUGGUCGAUCACAAAGUUCUCGGAUAUUCCAAAUACCGAGCUUUCAAGACCAUCAUACAAAGGGGAGCUCAUCUAUAAGCCAGCACAAUUGGGUAAACUUACGAAAGCAAUUCCUAUUAUGGACUCGCACAAGUUGGAGUUGUCGUUCUUGAUUCCUGACGACCAAGAGCGCAAUUGGGAUUGUAAGCCAAGUGGAUACUACUCCCACCUUUUGGGCCAUGAAACGAAGGGUUCUAUUUUGCACUAUUUGAAGCAGAAGAAUUGGGUCAACGAGCUUUCUGCUGGUGGAAUGAAGGUCUGCCAGGGAAAUUCAUUGUUCAUGAUCGAAUUUGAACUCACUCCCCAGGGUUUGGAAAACUGGGAAGAAAUCGUGGUACAUGUAUUUGAGUACUUGGCAAUGUUGAAGUCCCAAGGCCCACAAGAAUGGGUAUGGAAGGAAAAUAGUGACAUGUCUAAGAUAAACUUUCGCUUCAAGCAAAAACUGGGAACCUCUUCCACAGUAUCGAAGAUGAGCAAUAAGUUGUACCAGUUCACCGAGGAUGCCUACAUUCCUCCAGAGAACUUGCUCAAUUCUUCUGUGGUUAGGGAGUUUAACGCUGAUGAAAUCACAAAGUAUGGGUCCUAUUUAAGCCCAGACAACUUGAGAAUUAGCUUGACAUCUCAGAAUCUCAAGGACUUAGCGGAAACAGAAAGAUGGUAUGGUACUGAGUACUCAUACGAUGAUAUACCCAGUGAACUUUUGGAAAAAUCUAGGUUGGCUUCAGUGAAUGCCGACCUUCACCUCCCACUUCCAAACAAGUUUAUUCCUCAGGAUUUCAAUGUGAAGGGAGAGAAGGCCGAUAAAUCUCUCGGCCACCCUUACUUGAUCACCAACACAAACAAAUUUGAGACCUGGUUCAAACAAGAUGACCAAUUUAGGGUGCCUAAGGGUCAUAUCAAUCUCACUAUUCAUGCUCCGACUCUCAGCAAGUCGAUUUCCUCAGUGGUCCAAGGCAGCUUGUUGAGUGAGUUGAUUGAAGAUGAAUUGAAUGAGAUUAAGUACUAUGCAAGUAUGGUCGGUUUGUCACUUCAAAUUCACCAGUUCAGAGACGGAUUCUCCUUGAAGGUUGGUGGAUACAAUGAUAAACUUCCUGAGUUCCUUAGACAAAUUCUCGAAGUUUUGACUUCUUUCAAGCCAAAACCAGAGAGAUUUGAGUCCAUCAAGUAUAAGGUUACUCAAGAACUUAAGAACUUCGGAUACGAGAUUCCAUAUUCUCAAAUUGGUACUCAUUUCUUGCAGUUGGUUAAUGAGCGUACCUACACCGAUAUUGACAAAUUGGAGGUAAUCAAGGACAUAACAUUUGAAGACCUCUCAAAGUUUGCCGAGAAUUUCUGGGACGAAGGUACUUAUGUCCAGACCCUUGUUCUUGGUAACUUUGACCACUCAAAUGCUCUUGAGGUGGACAAAUUGGUGAAGGAAUCAUUCAAGGAGUACAAAGAACUCAAUGUGUCAGUUGACGCAGUGAGGGAGGCAAUUGGAUUUCAAAGUUUUACAUUGGAAGUUGGUGAACAUGCAAGGUACGAAUUGCUGCUUCAAGAUGCUAAAAACGUGAACUCCUGUUUGGAAUACUUUGUUGAAGUUGGUCGCUUGGAACCUAGUAAUAACAGGUUACGUCUUCUUACCGACUUAUUGGCUACGACUAUCCAUGAGCCUUGCUUCAACCAGUUGAGAACAAAGGAGCAAUUAGGGUAUGUGGUAUUCUCUGGUUAUAGGCUGUCGAGAUCAUACUUUGGAUUGAGAUUCUUAGUUCAAUCAGAGAGGCCAUGCGAUUAUCUUGAAUUCAGAGUCGAGGAAUUUUUGAAGAAAUUCAAGAAGAAGAAUCUUGGAGAGGAGCUUAGCGACGAGGCGUUUGCUAAAUUCAAACAAUCUUUGAAGAACAAAAAACUCACCAAGCUUAAAAACUUGAACGAGGAGUGUGCCAGAUUUUGGAAUUCUAUCAAUGAUGGAUACUAUGACUUCGAACAGAAAGUCAACGAUGCCGAAGAAUUGGAUUCGAUUACCAAGGAAGAGUUUUUACAGUUCUUCAAUGACUACUUUGAUGUUGACAACGCCUCGAAGUCUGGAAAAUUGAGUGUUUACUUGAAGUCCCAGAAGACCCCAGAAGCAGACGAGAAGAAAUUAUUCUCUUCCGCAGUCCACAAUUAUGCUACGAAGUACGAUUUGCCUAUCACCCUGGAGGCUAUCGACUCCAUUAUUGAAGCCAAAGAGUCUAACACCGAGUCUGUUGCAGAUGAGAUUGCUACCAGAUUGGGAGAGAAACUUCCAACUAAUUUUAGCACUCAGUUUGUUUUAGAGGUCUCGGAUAGAACUACAUCACCAACUCCUUCUGAAUUCCCUAAAGGUGAGCUCUUCACGCUGAGCGACAAGUUUAAAGAGCUUCAUGCCAAAGGAGGACGGCCCCAGCCAGUGAACCCAUUGCCAACUUUCUACUAUUCAAAGGGUGAGCCUCGGUUAUAA
Molecule: messenger RNA, 3189 nt
Organism: Sungouiella intermedia
Lineage: Eukaryota; Fungi; Ascomycota; Pichiomycetes; Serinales; Metschnikowiaceae
Source: the annotation of a GenBank genome assembly